Molecule: messenger RNA, 1092 nt
Organism: Penicillium paradoxum
Lineage: Eukaryota; Fungi; Ascomycota; Eurotiomycetes; Eurotiales; Aspergillaceae
Exons: 4
Coding region: 1-1092 (363 amino acids)
Source: RefSeq, a predicted model, not a curated record
AUGGCGGCUCUAUCCGGCACACUUGUCCACUCCCUUGGUCAUAAUACCUUGGGAAAGACUGAUAUCGCUGUUCAGUCGGUCCUUUUGUUAAUUGCAUUCUUGAUCGUCGGUCUGCGGUUAUGGUCGCGACGAUUACAGCGGGUUUCACUGCAGUUGAAUGAUUUCUUGAUUAUAGUUGCGACGUUCUUACUAGUCGGUCGCUAUGUGGUGGAAAUCUUAUUGAUCGUGUUGUGUGGAAUGGGGCUGCAUUCCAUCGAAGUGGCCCAGGUCGCAGGGACGGAGGUUUUUGUGCGAUUCAACAAGCUUAUAUAUGCGGGUGAUCUUCUCUGGGUCGUGGUGAUCGCCUUGAUUCAGUUAUCAAUUCUGCACUACUAUGUGCGUAACUUCGAACAGUUUGCUGUCAUCCUACUAUCGUAUGGCCUCAUGUUUCUAUGCUCAGCGCUCUGUAUUGCGGGCUUGUUCGCAACCGCAUUCCUCUGCACCCCGCCGAAGAGAGCAUGGCUCACCAACACUCCGGGAUAUUGUGGUGAUCACGAAACAUUGAACAUUGGUGUCAAUGCAAGUGAGACUAUUCUAUCUUUCCUUGUCUUGAUCCUUCCCAUUCCCCUUUUGUGGCGCAUGCCAUUGUCGUGGGCGAGGAGGACUGCACUGGGGUGUGUUCAAAUCCUAGGGUUGGCAAUCAUUACCAUUAUUGCUAUUCGUCUGACGCCCGGGUUUGAGGUCGACCCACACGACCUAACACACAGCUCUGCCAGGAAGUCAAUACUUUCAUGCAUUAUACUCCCUUUAGGGAUAAUUGCUGCAUCUCUUCCGAUACCCCAAUCGCCCGUUGAGCGAAACCGACUCUCGGCUUUCCCGUCUGCAUUCCACCCUUCUAUCUCUGAGCUAAACUUUGCGAGGUACUGGAGGACAACGGUCAUUUCCGGGAGACAGUUAGACGAGCCAGAGAUGCCUUUAGUGACGGUUGCUAAACCUUUCAUGGCAAAAAUGGGGUACCUUGCUCCUGGGCAUAUUCAAGUCACUUCGGACUGGGAAAUUCAUUCGUCGCGGGGUUCGGCGAGAUUUGAUAAAUCACCUGUACGGCGGGUCUGA